CGAUCAGGCGGCGCUUCGGACAGCCCCGGCGGCAGGGCGGGGGGAGUUAUAUUGCGGGGUCCUUCUUCGCUCACCCUGGUUCCUUUCGGAGCAGAGACGGCAAAUGGCGGACUUCGAUACCUACGACGAUCGGGCCUACAGCAGCUUUGGCGGUGGCAGAGGGUCCCGCGGCACUGCUGGUGGCCAUGGUUCCCGCAGCCAGAAGGAGCUGCCCACAGAGCCCCCCUACACAGCUUAUGUAGGAAAUCUACCUUUUAAUACGGUUCAGGGCGACAUAGAUGCUAUCUUUAAGGAUCUCAGCAUAAGGAGUGUACGGCUAGUCAGAGACAAAGAUACAGACAAAUUCAAAGGAUUCUGCUAUGUAGAAUUUGACGAGGUGGAUUCCCUUAAGGAAGCCUUGACAUAUGAUGGUGCACUGUUGGGUGAUCGGUCACUUCGUGUGGACAUCGCAGAAGGCAGAAAACAAGAUAAAGGUGGCUUUGGAUUCAGGAAAGGUGGACCAGAUGACAGAGGUUUCAGGGACGACUUCUUAGGAGGCAGGGGAGGGAGUCGCCCAGGUGACCGGCGAACAGGCCCUCCAAUGGGGAGUCGUUUCAGAGAUGGUCCUCCCCUUCGAGGAUCCAAUAUGGAUUUCAGAGAACCAACAGAAGAGGAAAGAGCACAGAGACCACGGCUCCAGCUUAAACCUCGAACAGUUGCGACGCCCCUCAAUCAAGUAGCUAAUCCCAACUCUGCUAUCUUUGGGGGAGCCCGGCCCAGAGAGGAAGUUGUUCACAAGGAGCAAGAAUGAGCUUGCGGUUGGGAGGGAAUGGGGUAGGGGCAGUUAGAGCAAGACUGCGGCCUGGCUAGCCCCCUGGACCGGCAGUCCUGCAGUUACCAUUCCUGCGCCUGACCUUUGUCCUCCUUUCUUACAAAGGAAACAACAGAGCUUGUGAGUGCAUGUCAGCAGUUAACAAGUGGUUUUUAGUACAUUCUUGGCUUUGCUGUAUCUAGUGCCUGUUUCGUGCUUUUUAUUUUUCCCCCCUGCCACUCCUUCCCCCAUUUUCCUUCUGUCCUUUUUCCUUCUUGUUUCUUGUUUCCUUCCAGCACAUGAGUUUCUCUAAAGGGACAAAGGCAGCCACCAUGUGGGAGCUCUUUGGAUUGAGGUGCUGUUUCAUUUUUCUCCUUCUCUUUCUCUUCUUACUUUACACACACUGGCCAGACUCCAGUCACUUCCUUUGAUUCUUUUUCCCAGUGCUUCUCUUCUGGCCUGCAUGUCGAGUUCUGUAUUUCUGUGGCUUUCACCAAAAAAGAAAAGGGGGAAAAAAACAGGAAAGAAGUCACAAAUUGGAUAGCAUCUUGUUUUUAUUCAGCUUUGAUCAACAUACAGAUUAUCAGGCACCUUGUUUUCAAAACAAGGAUAAAAUGUCUGUUGAUGCCUGCAAAUUCCUUCCCGUCCCUAUUUAUAAGUAGUCCUGUCUCUGAUGCCCCCUCCCCAAAUGGGUUAUUUGAGCAGAAUAAACUCAGAUUUCAAAUAGUGAAACCUAAAGGGUAAUGUGGGAUGUUGAUAGGGAGUUUACGUGGAAGAUUAGUUACAUGCACUACUAUGUUCACAUGUUUUAUUACUGCUUUGUCAAACCUGUCCAGACUGGUUCCCUCCUUUUACCAGCUGUAUCACAGGCUCCUCUCUCGGGCUGGAUGUAGUGAACUGCCUGCUGCUGGUUUUCUUUCUGCUGAGCACAGGUGCUGUGGGGACUAAAGAGUGGGGGUGGAGGGCCCUAGAGCUGAGCUGGGCUAACUUUAUAGUGAGGACAUUGCUGUUUCCAAAUCCCUGUUGUCUGUGCAUUUUGCACC
Messenger RNA from Molossus molossus (Pallas's mastiff bat), 1833 nucleotides. RefSeq names its product eukaryotic translation initiation factor 4H (gene EIF4H). The record is from RefSeq and is a predicted model, not a curated record. Gene Ontology annotation, molecular function: RNA binding. The transcript has 6 exons. Lineage: Eukaryota; Metazoa; Chordata; Mammalia; Chiroptera; Molossidae. Bases 104 to 790 code for a protein of 228 amino acids.